Molecule: messenger RNA, 2007 nt
Organism: Rotaria socialis
Lineage: Eukaryota; Metazoa; Rotifera; Eurotatoria; Philodinida; Philodinidae
Source: the annotation of a GenBank genome assembly
AUGGCGACGUCUACAACAAAGCACAAAACUAAUAAAGACAAACCAGAAAUACAGAAUGGUCUUGCACUUGCUUGGCUUGAUGAUAGUGUUAGUCAAGAUCCAAAUGCGAAAGAUAUUUUUCGUUCACUUUUUGAACAAGUAUUUAUAUUUACAGACCCUGGAGCAUGUCUUGAAGUUGUUGAAUCAGCUGACAGUGAAAAAUCUUGUAUAUCAGUUCUAGUUUCGGGAAAAUAUGGUCAAAUGCUCGUCCCAGAUCGUUUGCAACCAUUACCACAAGUUAAAAAUAUUUAUGUUUAUUGUUUUGAUAUCACUAAACAUAAUCAAUGGGCACACAAAUGUGACAAAGUUCGAUGUGUUGACUCGGAUUUGGGCAAAAUAUUUAAAUGCAUUCAACAUGACGUACACAACAUCAUGAAACAACAAUAUCAAUCGAUGGAUGAUCAACCGGAACAAAUGGAAGAACAAGAACAGCAAGAAUUUGUAGCAACCGGACCAGAACGCUUUACGGUUGAUAAUAAUUUCUAUAAUCAACUUGCACUUGAUAUUUUACUUAAAAACUCUGAUGAUGAUCGUGAUGAUGAUGACGAUGAUGGUGCUGUGGAUUUCAAGAAAUAUUGUGAAACACAUAUGGGAAACAAAAAUCAAGACCGAGACAAAGAAGAAAUAGUCUACUUCCAACCUAACACACCUAUUGAGCAAUGGUAUAAAGAUGAUCUAUGUUUUCUUAAUUUAAAUUCUACUAAUUUCACUCAAUUAUGGACACUACGUUGGUUCAUAAGGUCAUUCUAUCGACAAUUAACCAAGGAACAUGAAUGUUUUAUGAAUGAUAAAACCACGAUUAAAGUAGAUUAUGGUACAUGGUUAACUACCGAUGAACUAAAUACCAUGAAAUUUCGCAUUGGUGAAACUAUUAUUUUUACGGAAUUUUUCAAAUCAUAUGCAAGUCGACGCAAUGCAUUGGAUUCAAUAAAAAAUGAAAAAACUGAAGAAAAAAAUAAUAAAGUUAUAUUCGAAAUAAAUGUUGAGAAAAAUAAUCGUACUGUUCCCUACAGUGAGAUUCAAGAUGAUCUCGUUUUAUUUUGGUUUGGAUCUCGACAUCGUAUCAUGAAAAUUGAAUAUGUUGAAACACAAGGUGCACAUCCCGAUUCUUAUUGGUUAAUUGGUUUGAAUCUAUGCGCAACACUGGAUGUACAGCAAUCGAUGAAAACUUUAUAUGGUUAUUAUCGAAAAAAAUUAACAGAUCUGAAAGAUCGUCACUAUGCAUUUGGUCGAAUUCUCAUAUAUAAAGGUUUGUAUUAUGAAGCAGAAAAAUGGCUACAGACCAACAACCAUUAUCAAGAUUUAGCUGAAUUAGCUAUACGUCAAAACCAACUUGAACGAGCAAAUCAAUAUCUUCAGCAUUUACCAGAAGAUUCCGAUGAUGCAAACCUCUUACGUGCUUAUGUAUAUUUAUUAUCAUCGCAAGAUAAUAUUGCAAAGGGACGUACACUCCUAAUGAAAAUCGAUUCAGAUGCAACAGAUAAAAUGCUUCGAGCUCGUAUUAGUAUUGCUCUUGGUUUUGUUAAUAUAAUUGGUUCACAUCAAAACGAACCAGCGUUAGACUAUUUUACCAUAGGAAGUGAAGCACUAUGUAAAAUGUUACCUGAUAUCCAUCCGGAUGUUGCAAAAUCAUAUAUUGGAAUAGGUUAUGCACAUUUUACUGGAAAAAAUAUCAAGGAAGCUGAAAAAUGUUUUCAAAUGGCCUUAAUAAUACAAAAACAGUCAUUACCAAAUAUGCAUCCCGAUAUUGCGAAAACUCGAAAUGGUAUUGCUCGUUGUCUGUCUGUUAAAAAGCAAACCGUUAAAAAAGCACUGGAAGAAUUUCAACAUGCAUAUAAUAUUUUAAUGCAUACAUUUCCACGAGAAAAUAAAAAACAUCCGGAAAUAUCUUUAACUGUGGCUGAUAUCACCAAAUUACGAAAAGGAAAGGAAUUAUAUUCGAGCACUACAUUACUGGAUUAUAUUUAA